AUGGCUUUGCCAGGUGCCGGGGGCGCGGCUGACAGGCCGGUGUCCCCGGACCGGGGCGACCCUCCGGGCUCCGCAUCGUCGUCGUCCGCCUCCUCCGGAGGCUCGGCCUCCGCCUCGGCCUCGGCGGGCGCGGGACUGUGGGCCGCAUUGUACGACUACGACGCGCGCGGCGAGGACGAGCUGAGCCUGAGACGCGGCCAGCUGGUGGAGGUGCUGUCCCAGGACGCCGCCGUGUCCGGGGACGAGGGCUGGUGGGCCGGCCAGGUGCAGCGGCGCCUGGGCAUCUUCCCCGCCAACUACGUGGCGCCGUGCCGCCCGCCGCCUGCCCCGGGCCGCAGCCCGCCGGGCCCGGCGCCGCCCAGGCCCGGCUCGCCGGUGCACGUCGACUUCGAGCGGCUGGAGCUCAAGGAGCUCAUCGGCGCCGGCGGCUUCGGGCAGGUGUACCGCGCCACCUGGCAGGGCCAGGAGGUGGCCGUGAAGGCGGCGCGCCGGGACCCGGAGCAGGACGCGGCGGCGGCUGCCGAGAGCGUGCGGCGGGAAGCGAGGCUCUUCGCCAUGCUGCGGCACCCCAACAUCAUCGAGUUGCGUGGUGUGUGCCUGCGGCAGCCGCACCUCUGCCUGGUGCUGGAGUUCGCCCGCGGCGGUGCGCUCAACCGCGCGCUGGCCGCUGCUAACGCCGCCCCGGACCCGCGCGCGCCGGGCCCGCGCCGCGCGCGCCAUCCCCCGCACGUGUUGGUCAACUGGGCGGUGCAGAUCGCGCGGGGCAUGCUCUACCUGCACGAGGAGGCCGUCGUGCCCAUCCUGCACCGGGACCUCAAGUCCAGCAACAUUUUGCUCCUUGAGAAGAUAGAACAUGACGACAUCUGCAAUAAAACCUUGAAGAUCACAGAUUUUGGGCUAGCACGAGAGUGGCACAGGACCACCAAGAUGAGUGCUGCAGGCACGUAUGCCUGGAUGGCCCCAGAAGUCAUCAAAUGCUCCUUGUUUUCUAAGGGAAGUGACAUCUGGAGCUACGGAGUGCUGCUGUGGGAGCUGCUCACGGGAGAAGUCCCCUAUCGUGGCAUUGAUGGUCUUGCUGUGGCUUAUGGAGUUGCAGUCAAUAAACUCACACUGCCCAUUCCAUCUACCUGCCCUGAGCCAUUUGCCAAGCUCAUGAAAGAAUGCUGGCAGCAAGACCCUCAUAUCCGUCCAUCCUUCGCCUUGAUUCUUGAACAAUUGAUGGCUAUUGAAGGAGCUGUUAUGACUGAAAUGCCUCAAGAAUCUUUUCAUUCCAUGCAAGAUGACUGGAAGCUGGAAAUUCAACAAAUGUUUGAUGAGCUGAGAACAAAGGAAAAGGAGCUGCGGUCCCGGGAAGAGGAGCUCACCCGAGCAGCCCUUCAGCAGAAGUCUCAGGAGGAACUGCUGAAACGGCGUGAGCAGCAGCUGGCAGAACGGGAGAUUGAUGUGCUGGAGCGGGAGCUAAACAUUUUGAUAUUCCAGUUAAACCAGGAGAAGCCCAAUGUAAAGAAAAGGAAGGGGAAGUUUAAGAGGAGUCGAUUAAAACUCAAAGAUGGACAUCGAAUCAGUUUACCUUCAGAUUUCCAGCACAAGAUAACCGUGCAGGCCUCUCCCAACUUGGAUAAAAGGAGGAGUCUGAACAGCAGCAGUUCCAGCCCACCCAGUAGCCCCACAGUGAUUCCCCGACUCCGAGCUAUACAAUUGACUUCAGAUGAAAGCAAUAAAACUUGGGGAAGGAACAUGGUCUGUCGACAAGAAGAAUUUGAAGAUGUGAAAAGGAAUUUCAAGAAAAAAGGUUGUACCUGGGGACCAAAUUCAAUUCAAAUGAAAGAGAGAGCUGACUGCAAAGAAAGAAUAAGACCUCUCUCAGAUGGCAACAGUCCUUGGUCAACUCUCUUCAUAAAAAAUCAGAAAGCCAUGCCAUUGGCUUCAUUAUUUGUGGACCAACCAGGUGCUUGUGAAGAGCCAAAACUUGCCCCUGAUGGAUUAGAACACAGAAAACCAAAGCAAAUAAAAUUUCCGGGUCAAGCCUACGUUGAUCUACCUCUUUGGAAAGAUGGCCAGAGAGAGAAUCUUGGGGAACCUGAAAGCUGGGAGGAGGGGACCCCUGUGAGUCCUGCUGCUGGCACUCCUCAGGUGACCCCUACAAAUAGUCUGAGUAGAACCCCCCAGAGAAAAAAAAUGGAGUCUGCUUUGUACGGUUGCACCAUGCUGCUGGCGUCAGUGGCGUUGGGCCUGGAUAUCAGAGAACUGAGCAGAGCACAGGCCCCUGAGGAACUGUUGCCCCGGGAAGAAAAGAAGAAACGUGAGGGGAUCUUCCAGAGGGCUCCCAAGUCCCGUAGCAGCACCACUGCCCCUAGGAGGGCAUCUGCUAGUGAAGGGGGCAGCAGCCCAGCCUCCCUCCCUCCCUCAAGUGCUGUGAGCCUUCUCUCCAUGCCUUCUCUCUCCACAAAGUGCUUGCUACAGACUGAUGGUGACGAUUCAUUUGAGGGCAGCACACACAUCAUUUAUGACCCCAAGACGCCUGCUCCAGGUUUUUGCCCUGCUGUCAGAGGACAUAAUCAAGAGCCAACCUCUGUGCCAAGACUGGAAACUGAUGUUAGUGUGUGGAAAAACCCAUCUGUGCCCUUCAUAGAGCAGACACACGUGCCUUAUUAUGUCCCUUCUAAAGAAAGAACAGCAUGUCACAGACGGACCAGGUCUGAUGGAAAUGCCUUCUGGACCCCAACAGGUGCGACUGUUAUCUCAGCCACUCAAACCUCUGAGUGGGUUUUGGGGGUGCCCCACUCCUCAUUGGGUCCACACAGUAACCUGCGCACUGAGGUCCUACCUGAAAAACAAAGAGCUGUCAGUAUCGCGCCUCUACCCCACCCUCGCCGAGCAGACCCUGUGCUGGCUUUUCCACUCAGAAUGAAACCUCAGCCCACACAGGCCGACCCAGUGGUGGUGGGGCCUGGACCAACCCCCACCUGUGCCCCCGGCGCCAAAGAGAGAACUAAACCCCACAUGCCCUCCUUGCUGGACACUGACAUGGAAGGCCAGAGCAGGGACUGCACCGUGCCCUUGUGCAGGAUGAAGAGCAGGAUGAACCGCCCAUCCAUAUAUGAUCUGGAGAAAGAAUUUCUGUCUUAAGUGCCUUAUAUUUUUCAAGCUUUUCUUCUUAAGGUGAACAAAUGAAAGCAAUGUGUCUCCCUUUGAAUCUUUUUCAUGCUGCUAGGUUUUCAAAAACUGUGGCCUUGUUACUAAAUUAGUAGUGAAUGUUUGACUUCCUUGAAAAAAUGUAUACGAUUUCUGUUAGUGUCUCUUGUUCUAUUCUAUUGGACUCUUGCCCAGUAUCUUGAACACACAAGGGUAAAACAAGAUAUGAGCUGCAAUGUGAAACUAUUGGGUAGCAUUGCCUUAAGCACAAUUUUAAUACUUUGUUCUCAUUUGUAUCCUGUCUUGUUAGUGCUGAGAAAUUGGAAUGAGGGCUCUAUUUUUGUUUCCUUCCUUCUUUCUGCCCCUUCUUACUUUUAUUUUUGUUUUUUAUUUGUGAAACCCAAAACCAAGAAGAAUAUGUGAUAUUAGUAAGUAAAGGUGUCUAUUUAAAAAAAAAAUCGAUGACUAGAAUAAAUACAGAGACCUAUUUAAACUACCUAAAUUCAGCAGUAGUCUUAUGCAUAAAUAUGUCCAAUUCUCAAAUUAUGCAAUAUUUCUCUCUUUGAGGAAAUUUUACUGAAUGUAAUUUGUAAAUGUUUGACUGAAUGUAAUUUAUAAAAGUUUUAUCCAUUAGAAUUCCAAUAUAGAUCUUCGGAAGAUAAGCGGUCUCUGAUGUGUGGUUAUGACUAUAUCGUACCCUCCUGAGAGGCUCAUCUGUAGUUUCUUCAUCUUCAGUCACCAUUUAUUUGGUGUCCAGAAGUGUAAAAGCUUUUCAUUUUGUAAAAUUUUAAGAAUUUUUAAGAAUCGUGACACAUGUAUUAUAAAUACUUAUGACAUUUAAUUUUAUUUUUCUCUAUUUAAAUGCAUAAUUAUCUGAAUAACUCCAAAUACAGUUAAAGAGCAACACUGCCAAGAGAAGAAACAGCAGUACUGUGAGAAUUGAGGUAUUUUGCAGUUAUUUCACAUUUCAUUUAACUGUAAAUAAAUGUUAAACAUCUGCUGAGAUAACUGAUAUGGUGGAAAAGAUACAUAAGGUAUAGAUUAUUUUCAGAUAUGAGUUUAUAAAAUACAUCUUUAGAUACUAGAUCAGGAUUUUAACGAUUUAAAGAUAUUUUAUGAGUCCCUUGUAAAUCAUGCAUGUAUGAUACAAAUAGACUACUGAGUUAUUCAGCUACAAAAUGGUUAUCCAGGAGCUUGGUAAAUUUCCCAGGUUUGUUGUUGUUAGAAAUAUGAUAAUAUUCCUCUUCUGUCAUUAGAAUAUGGUUGUUCAGAUGACAGACAAUAGAUGUUUAAAUUUGCCAUGAAAAACUAUAUGAUAAACAUUACUUGAUAUUAUUUUAAAUUAUACAUGGGUUAAAGCUCAUUGAGUAGUUGAAAUAUCAGUGAUUUAAAAUUGAAUCAUAUAUGAUAAAAUAUCUAUCUACUGGUAGUAGAAAACAAGGAAAAUUAUAUUAUUUGGCUACUUUACAACAUCUUAGUCUCCAGGCAUGUAGCCCCAGAAGAUGGUGAAGAGGACAUGACAGGGUUCUAUUAACAUUUUGCCCUAAGGAAACAAUCUUGUGUUUCAUAUUUCUUGCAGCAUAAUCUCAGGUACUUGCUACAUUUUUCUGUAUUAUUGUUCAUUCUGUGGUUGGACUUCACUUUGGGGUAGCUGUUGAAUUAGGUAAUAAGAGAUUUGGUUUCCUCAAAAUUUUAUCAUAUUUGACACACUAGUUGUCUGCUUCAUAUUCAGUAACUUGGGGGCAUGUAACUUCCAGCUAAAAGUAAAGGAAGUACAUGCCAAAAAAAUAAUACAUGAAAGAAUUAUAGAAGGUGUGUUCUCAGUUUUGCUUCGACCAAAACAGUAUGUGUGUGUGUGUGUGUGUGUGUGGUGUGAGAGGCAGGAAGUGGUGGGUAUUUGUCUAUCUUGUUCCUUUGUUCCUGCUCUUGUUUAGCUCUAUUUUAGUUAACUCUACAUUAUGAUGAAUUUAGAAUGAAGCUGUAUUAAAAAGAUAAUUAUGAUAUAUUCAUUUUCACAUAUUACUGCAGAUAGUUAUUUUUUGCUGAGAUCUAUUGUACAUUUGUGAUUUUCUGUUUUGUGUUAGUAUACUUAGCCAAAUCUGGUUAUUUAUUUUCAUAUAGAUUUAAUAGCACAUUGAAAGAUAAAUUAAGCUGAUUACUGUUAGUCAAUAAUUAAGGUGCUCCCACUGCAGAUUUAAGGCUUGGACCUGAUAUGCUGUAUCAUGAAGCCUUGUGACUGAAAAAGAUGUUUACAUAUGUUGUCUAUUUUUUUAAUAAACUUUUUUAUAGCUAAUCUAUUUUCUCAGUGAUUUUGAUCUACUCAGUGAUUGUGAUUAU
Messenger RNA from Talpa occidentalis (Iberian mole), 5472 nucleotides. RefSeq names its product mitogen-activated protein kinase kinase kinase 21 (gene MAP3K21). The record is from RefSeq and is a predicted model, not a curated record. Gene Ontology annotation, biological process: protein phosphorylation. Lineage: Eukaryota; Metazoa; Chordata; Mammalia; Eulipotyphla; Talpidae. Gene Ontology annotation, molecular function: ATP binding; JUN kinase kinase kinase activity; protein binding.